CGACGCAAGGAGAUCGACGGGCGACGGAAGACGGGAGCGACGCGAGGAGAGCGACAGGUGAUUGAUGAAGCAGAGGGGGGCAACGACCCAAGAAGAGCGACGGGGACGACGGGCGACUGGAGCCACACAAGGAGAGCGACGGGGCGACGGGCGACUGGAGCCACACAAGGAGAGCGACGGGGUAUUGAUGAAGGAGAGGGGGGCAACGACGCAAGGAGAGCGACGGGCGACGGGAGCGACGCAAAGAGAGCGAUGCAGGGGGGCAACGACGCAAGGAGUGACAGAAAUGGCCAGUAGUAGGGUGCGCGCGAUGGCAGGUGCGGCUGCUGUUGCUGCUGUUGCCGGGGCGGCGCAACAGGUCUCCUCCGAUCGCAUAAUGGCACAACACGUGGCGGCAGCGGCAAUUGCUUCCGGGGUAGGCGUUGGCCGCGACCCGGAAGACACCUCCUCCUCCUCCUGCAGGGCAGCCUCCUUGUAUCGGAAACUAAGUUGGACUCCCACCUCGCACAAGGAGUUGCAAUCUGCGGAGCAACGACUGCUUAAGCUGCUCAAGACCCCAUACGUGAAGCGAGACGUUGAUAUCGGACCCGAUCCCAUUGCCAAAGCUGCAAAGAGUCAGUGGUUUGGUGGCUCCGCUCCCGCGAAGUCGCGCUAUCUCAACACGAUAUCUUUUGAAAGCGAGCAACAACAAGAAGGGUUGCCGACGCUCGUCUGCGUGCAUGGCUACGGGGCUGGGCUGGGCUUUUUCUUCCGCAACUUCGACAGCUUGGCGCAGCGAUUCCGACUACAUGCGCUGGAUCUUAUUGGAUGGGGAUUGUCCGAUCGACCGGAAUUCCCAUGCAAGACGACAGAAGAGACGGAAAUUUGGUUCCGAGACUCGUUGGAGGAGUGGAGAAAGGCCAUGGGGAUCGAUAAGAUGAUCCUUAUGGGACAUUCGUUUGGCGGAUACGUGUCGUUCAUUUAUGCGCUGCAGUACCCGCAGCAUGUACAGCACUUGAUUCUUGUUGGUCCCGCGGGAUUUGGGACGCCCACGAAUCGACUCAAGGAAUUUCAGGCGACAUGGACUGGUGCCUUCGCCAACAAGGUGUGGGAGUGGAACAUCACUCCUCAGAGCAUAAUAAGGAGCUUGGGACGCUUUGGUCCCGGGGCCGUUAGACGGUACACGGACGUGAGGUUUGUGCAGAGAUCCCAAGGCGAUCAACUCACUGAGACGGAGGCGGAAUUAUUCACAGAUUACCUUUAUCAUACGAUUGCAGCGAAACGGAGCGGAGAGCUCUGCUUGCGACAUAUAUUUAGUCUGGGCGCAUUCGCACGCAUUCCAUUGCUAGAUCGAGCGUCGAAUCUAGACGUUCCAACGACAUUUAUUUACGGAGAGGACGACUGGAUGGAUUACAGAGGCGGCGAGCUAACGUGCAAGGCGAUGAAGCAGUGCGGCGAAGUCUUGAGAAUCCCGAGGGCCGGUCAUUACGUAUUCAUGGACAACGCAGCAGGAUUUCAUUCUGCAGUUCUGCAUGCCUGUAAGCCGUACUGGGACGAGAAAUCGCGAGGAGGAGUGGCAAUGGAGAUCGAUGAGAGGGCCUUUUUCAGGGGAGAGAGAUGGGCAGCAGAUGGCCAGCCACUGCUUGUCGAAGGAGAAGAGCGAUUCUGGCCGAAGAAAAUGAGAGGACUUAUCAAGGACGAGACUGCAUAGAUGCGAUAACGGGCCUCACUCCACUACUAUCAAAAUGUGCAAAACGAGAGUGAAUCUUCCGCUAGAACAUGGAAAGAUACACCGACAUUUUUUUGUCUUUUUUUGCAUGUCGAGAGUAGUGGAGCGAGCGAGGCCCCAUGUAUAUCCUCUCGUCUCUUCUGUUAGGGAUGCGAUAAUAAUGUAUAUACUAUAUAUAUUUAUGUUCUUGCGCAAUGUAUCCAGCGUCUGUCACACAGCAUGUGUGCCUUGUAUGAAGUCAUAUGUAUAGGGCAUAGGCCCCACAGCAUGUGUGCCUUGUAUGAUGUCAUAUGAAUUUGAUGCAACUUUCAGUCCAGAUAUGGUCAUAAUUACCGGGUGUUCUAUUCGGGUGAAGACGGUAGCAAGACACUUGGCCUGAAUCUGGAAGUGCUAAACUUUGUGGAGAGGUGCAGAAAAUCACGAUUGAAAAAAAAAUCGGGUUAUGCAUCUGGGCAUAAAACAUGUUCAGAUGCAAUUCGUAAACUCGACCCAGUGCUCCUGGCUAUUGGGGCCGCCUUCCUACGGGACUUUGGGAGUUCCCUGUCGACAGUUCCAGAUGGAAGUUGGGACCACUGGAUGGCUGUGGCUGGGACCCUUGCUGGCAACCGUUUGCGUUUGCGAUA
Messenger RNA from Chara braunii, 2331 nucleotides. NCBI's taxonomy places the organism in Eukaryota, Viridiplantae, Streptophyta, Charophyceae, Charales, Characeae. The record is from the annotation of a GenBank genome assembly.